This is a messenger RNA of Leguminivora glycinivorella, 957 nucleotides long. RefSeq lists its product as uncharacterized. The record is from RefSeq and is a predicted model, not a curated record. Lineage: Eukaryota; Metazoa; Arthropoda; Insecta; Lepidoptera; Tortricidae. The transcript has 4 exons. The coding region runs from base 41 to 943 and encodes 300 amino acids.
UGAUUUCAUUUCCGACGGCAGUCCGCACACGACGCGCACGAUGCUGCUCGCACUGGUUCUCCUGAAUGCUUUCACGAUGCUCGCGGCCCACAGGGAGAGGAGGUACCUGGUGUACCCCGACGGAGGCCCGACUCGCGCCCAGUUUAUCAUUGGUUUGGGUAUUCCAGUGGACCUCAAGGAGCAGGCAGUGACAGUGGGAACUGUCAUAAAAUUCCAAUAUUACCUUCCCUCGAACAGCAGCGAGUACACUAGCAGAAUAUACGGCUUCGCUGAAACUGUUUCCAGAGAUAUGGAUGGAAAUGAAAAUACUGAAGAUAAAAAAGAUUCUGAAUCUAGGAAAAUAGCUGCUGAUAAUGAUGCCAAAGAAAAAUCUAAAGAAAAUGACGUUGAUGAUGACGAUGAAAACGAGGAUAGCAAAGAAAGUAAAGAAUCUCAAAAAGAUUCACUAGUUGAUAUCACUUUUAAUGACAGAAGAAGACGAUCGGUAAUAUAUUCUGAAGGUGGAGCAAUACAGGAUAAAAACGAGUUGAGUUUAGACGAAGCUAUUAGUCGACAGGAGCUGAUAGACCAGAAGGCGAGAGAAGAGGAGGCGGGGCCGCAGAGAAUGAACAGAUGGGACUUUUACAAAAUCAUUGAACAUAUGUCAGAAAGAUACGGGUACUCGGGCCGUCCGUGCCUGCUCCGCACUAUCUGCGAGGCAGCUGAGAUCCCGUUUACGUACGAACACGGCCUGCUGGGUGAAAUAGCACACAUUCUGUUCACACCUUCUACAACCCAAGACGAGCUGUCCCACCACACGGACAACGAGUACCACGCGGCGGAGCGGCUCGGCCGCAGCGCCGACGGCAACUGCGAGUCUUUAUUCCCGGAAUGUGAGACCUCGGUCUUGGAGACCUUCACGGAAAUCGGCGUCGACACUUUGCAUAAAUUCGGACUGUAUUAAAAUUGUUGAGAUAG